Oncorhynchus gorbuscha (pink salmon) is the source of this 1425-nucleotide messenger RNA. Its product is annotated as Krueppel-like factor 12. NCBI's taxonomy places the organism in Eukaryota, Metazoa, Chordata, Actinopteri, Salmoniformes, Salmonidae. The record is from RefSeq and is a predicted model, not a curated record. Gene Ontology annotation, molecular function: RNA polymerase II cis-regulatory region sequence-specific DNA binding; DNA-binding transcription factor activity, RNA polymerase II-specific. Bases 267 to 1184 code for a protein of 305 amino acids. The transcript is spliced from 5 exons. Gene Ontology annotation, biological process: regulation of transcription by RNA polymerase II.
GACAGACAGACAGACAGACAGACAGACAGACAGACAGACAGACAGACAGGACAGAGCUAUAGGUGGAAGGAAUCUGUGGUUAAAGUGUGAGCUUGUCCGACGGCGGCGGCUGUCUGUCUGAGAGGAAGUUGCAUUGUGGGUUGUAUGUCUGACUGAACACUGAAAGCACCACAGGUCUCUCUACGAUCCUCUGCUGCAAGUCAGAGGAUGUUACUGGACACAGGCUGUUCGUGGUUACCUUGACCAAUGUUUUAGGUUGUGGUUUAAUGUUCCUAUCAAAUAAACCAAUGAAAUCCUAUUUUGGCUCUCUGAACAGCCGUGGGCGGGACAUCAUGCUGUUGAUUGAUGGGAUGCCUGCCGUCAGCGUCCAAUCAGAGUCUCUGGAGCCUCAGAGAACGCCCCAGACAGAGCCUGUAGACCUGUCCACCAGCAGCUCCAGGACAUCUCCGACAUCCACAGGAUCCCUGUGCCCCCUACCGUCCACCUCCAUCACCAAGCCUUCCUCAUCAUCUUCCUCCUCCUCUGUCAUUACGUAUGUCCCAAAUACUCCGGCUAUAUCAGCGGCAGGUCCCGGCAUGAGAGUCCUUUGUGGUUAUGUCCGAGAGUACCUCCUCACACCCCUCUCCUCCAGCCCCGCCCCUCUUCAGGCCCUCCGUACGCCCGUAGUGGUACGGCCCACACCCCUGCUCUACACCAACCCAGCACACAGCAGAACCCUGCUGGUACCCCGACGUCCACAUCACGGUCACCAUGGUGACGGCCAGGAUGAUGAGCUGCCGACAACGAGACUGGACAGUGUGACAGAGAUGGGACAGGUUGUAACCAGAGUGAGCCAUGACUCCAUGUUAGCCGGUGGUAUCCAGAGCAUGCGGGUAGGUCAUGUGACCAGGUCAGAGGUCAGGGGGCGUGUCCGUAGGUGUGUCCACAGGUGUGAGUUUUACGGCUGUAACAAGGAGUACACCAAGCGUUCCCACCUCAAGGCCCACAGACGCACACACACAGGUGAGAAGCCGUAUAAGUGCACGUGGGACGGGUGCACAUGGCAUUUUGCCCGUUCUGACGAGCUGACCCGCCAUUACAGGAAACACACGGGGGUGAAGCCCUUCAGGUGCGGCGACUGCCAACGCUCCUUUUCCCGCUCAGAUCACCUGGCCCUGCACAGACGCAGACACACACUGAUCUGAGGAGGGACCUGGCCCUGCACAGACGCAGACACACACUGAUCUGAGGAGGGACCUGGCCCUGCACAGACACACACUGAUCUGAGGAGGGACCUGGCCCUGCACAGACGAAGACACACACUGAUCUGAGGAGGGACGGACGCAUGGACGGAAAGACAGACGGACGGACGGACGGACGGACGGACGGACGGACGGACGGACGGAGGGACGGACGGACGGACGGACGGACGGACGGACGGACGGA